AUGGCUCUCAGCAGCCACGCCUGGGCCCGGGGCCAGUGCCUCUCCUCAGAGACCUACCUGCCCAAACUCCUCGAGGCGCUGGGGAGCCUGCGCUCGCAGGAGGCCCUGUGCGACGUGACGCUGGAGGCCGGGGGCGGCUCGUUCCCUGCACACAAGGCCAUCCUGGCCGCGGCCAGCAGCUACUGCAAGGUGCGCUUCAUGAGGGACGCCGCAAGCCGCUGCGCCCGCCUCAAGCUGGCCUCGGUCACAGCCCGGGGCCUGCAGAACGUCCUGGCGUUCGUUUACUCCAACCAAUUGGAGCUGACUCUCCAGACAGUGGAGGAGACCUUCAAGGCGGCAGAGGCGCUGCUGGUGCGCGAGGUCAUGAGCCUGUGCUUCCGGUUCCUGGAGGAGGGCUUGAACCGCCACACCUGCCUGGACGUCCUCAACCUGGCAAAGCGGCUCGGCCCGGAAGACUUGAAGCAGAAAGCCAUGCGCUGCGUGAGCAGGCACUGCUGCGAGAUCCUGGCGGAUCCGUCGCUGCUGAAAGGGCUGGAUAGGGCUACUCUGUGCGAGGUCUUAGACAGCGCGGACAUCGAAGAGCUCAGCGAGCUAGAGCUGUUCCAGGCGGCCAUGCGCUGGGUGCGCUACAACGGUGCGCCCCUGAACCACGCGGCCGAUAUUUUCAAGCGGAUCCGGUUCCCCCUCAUACCUCUCUGUGAUCUGCAGAGGUUCGUCCUGGAGGUUCCUGUCAUGAAGACGGAGCCGGCUUGUCGGCGCCACUUGCAGGAGGCCUUCCAUUACCACUCGCAGUUGUACGCCCAGCCGGUUCUGCAGAGCGAGCGCACGAUGGUCCGCGCAGGCACCAACGCUCUGCUCAUUAUUGGCGGCCGGUCGGCAGACAACGCCAUCUGCGGCCACGUGUGGGCCACAGACCAGAGCUGCCGAACGUGGAAAAACAUCGGAAAACUCCACGGGCCUGUGUACAACCACUGUGUCGCUGUGAUCCACAACUUCGUCUUUGUGAUGGGAGGCCAGGACAGGUUUGACCCGUCAGGACAAUGCCCGUCCAACAAGGUCUUCAGGUUCGACCCUCGCCACGACAUGUGGCUCCAGGUGGCGAGCAUGCUGGCGCGGCGGACCCGCUUCCACGCGGCGGCCCUGAACGACCGCCUGGUGGCCGUGGGGGGAGGAGCGCUGCUUGGGGCGCUCACCGACACGGCGGAGGAAUACCACCCCGCCGAGAACGAAUGGCGGCCCAUUGCGCCCUUCCCCAUGCCUGUGGCCGACCACGCGGGGGCCACCCACAAGGGGAUCCUCUACGUGUCAGGGGGUUUCGCUGAAGGUAAAACUUUACGGGACACGUACAGCUACCUCUCCCGCCUGCGCCGGUGGAUCAGGAACCGGCCGAUGAGCUUUGCCCGGUGCGACCAUGGGAUGGCAACGGUUGGAGACAGAAUCUUCUGCAUUGGAGGAAGGGCCCAGACACAGGCCGAGGAGUGGGCCCCCGUGAACGAGGCGGAGUACUACUGCCCCGUCACCGACCAGUGGACGCUGCUCAGCCUCUCGGCCUUUGACCUCUGCCAGUUCGGCCUUGCAGAGCACCAGCUGCAGCUCUACAUCACGGGCGGCGGGUCGCUGCGACGGCGGAGCAAAGAGGACGGGGUGUUUGUCUGCAAGCCUGGCGGGAAAGCCUGGGAGAAGGCCGGCUCCUUGCCCACGGCUCUGGCGGACCACGCCUGCUGCUUUGUGCGGCUGCCACGGCGGAUCACGGGGGGGCGGCGGCAGGACGGAGAAGGGCCCUCGGCUCCCGGUCGGAAGAAAUCCACCCUCAACCUCUUCGUCACCAACAAGUACAGCCCCCAGCCAGCUCCUUAG
Elgaria multicarinata webbii is the source of this 1857-nucleotide messenger RNA. Its product is annotated as kelch-like protein 9. Gene Ontology annotation, molecular function: protein binding. The record is from RefSeq and is a predicted model, not a curated record. The transcript has 4 exons. NCBI's taxonomy places the organism in Eukaryota, Metazoa, Chordata, Lepidosauria, Squamata, Anguidae. The coding region runs from base 1 to 1857 and encodes 618 amino acids.